This is a messenger RNA of Dalotia coriaria, 3992 nucleotides long. RefSeq names its product Dystrophin (gene Dys). Gene Ontology annotation, cellular component: plasma membrane. The transcript has 3 exons. The coding region runs from base 226 to 3111 and encodes 961 amino acids. Lineage: Eukaryota; Metazoa; Arthropoda; Insecta; Coleoptera; Staphylinidae. Gene Ontology annotation, molecular function: protein binding; zinc ion binding. The record is from RefSeq and is a predicted model, not a curated record. Gene Ontology annotation, biological process: synaptic signaling.
UCGACCUGGCUCACAUUGAUCUUUCCGCGUCGUGUGUUGACGGACUGUGUUGCGCCGCUGCCGCCACCGCCGCCGGGUUCCGCGAGUCAUCGCCCUACGUCCUCCAGCGCACGAGUCGAUCCCCAUCAUUUGCUGAUCAAGAUGAUGUGCGGGUAAUUAAUUGGUGCGUGAGUGUAUCGAGUGAGGUUCGCGUGCGGCAGUUGGGUGCAGUUGUUGACUGCAGCGAUGCAGCGCAGUAAAGAAGACAUCUUCGAUCAGAAGAAGAUCGAGAUCGAAUCAUGGCUGCAGCGGCUGGAGAAGCGUCUUGGGCAGAUGGCCCCCGUCGGGCAUACGGCCGACGUGCUCGGAAUGCAAUUGCGCGAGCAAAAGAGCUUCCACGCCGAGAUACACACCUUCAAGCUGCAGGUUGAGAACUUCCAACAGCUCGCGCAAAAGUGCAUUGCGAUGCAUCAACAUGAAGACACCAGUCGUUUUAAGCGAUCUGUAUCAGACAUAACUCAACUCUAUACUCGACUCGAUGCAUGCGUGAUCAACCGUGGCAAGCUUCUUCACGCUGCGAUGAGCUCUCUGCAAAACCUCGACCGCUCUCUUGACAAGUUCCUCGCAUGGUUAAGCGAGGUGGAGUCUGUGCUCGAGUCGCUCGAGGCCGAUAGCGACUCACGGAGAGGCGCUCAGGGUCUGGAAGAACUUCAGAUUGAUAUAGACAGGCAAUCAACCACGCAUCAAGCUUUAAGAACUUCUAGUUUAGCGCUGCUGGGUACUUUAGCACCUGAGGAUGCGCUCAUGCUGCAGCUGCGUGGUGAUGAGAUGGAGCGUCGUUGGCAAGCUUUAAAAUCGAGAACAAUGGAGUUAAGAAAUAGAUUAGAGCAUAACACAGAAUAUUGGAAUGCAUUAUUACUAGCUCUAAGGGAGUUGACAGAAUGGGUGAUUAGGAAAGACACUGAGUUGGGUUUAGCUUCAAGGCAGGAUGAUCAUCGUGCGUUUAGACAGCAGUUGGAAGAUAAACGACCAAUGGUGGAGAGUUCUCUACGCUCUGCACGACAAUUUGUUGCUGGGGAACCCUCGGGUGAACUUGCGAGAAAUUUACGCCGAGAGUUGGUCAAACUUAGCGAUAAAUGGAACGCGUUGAUUGAUAGAUCCGAUCAGAUGGCUGCUAGAUUUGAACAGAACAAUGUUAAACUUAAACAAUUGACAACAACAUUGGAAGAAUCUUCUGCAGCUGUUGCGCGUCUUGAACGCGCUUCAUUGAGUUGGAGCGGUCCUAGAAAUCCUUCGGAAGCUCGCGAUCUUCUCAAUGGUUUAACUAACUUGGAGCAACAAUUGCCUCCUUUACAACGCUGUUUGGAGGAAGCCCGUAAUCAGGCUUCUAUGAUUGGUCAUGCCCUGCCUCCGGCUCAAGCCAAUCAACUCGAAGAUUGCACAGCGCGUUGUCGCGCCCUUCAAGCCGCCAUUCGCGAACGCCGCGAUGUUUUACAAACUGCAUGCCAAGGUGAAUUGUCGCCCGGACCUUCCAGCGUACAAGCGCCAUGGGAGAGAGCGACUACACCUAAUAAAGUACCUUAUUAUAUAAAUCAUAGCACUGAAACAACUCAUUGGGAUCACCCACAUAUGCUCGAACUAGCUCUCAUCUUGCUACAACUGAACGAGGUACGUUUUUCCGCAUAUCGCACCGCGUUAAAAUUGCGUACAAUUCAAAAAAAGCUAUGCUUCGAUUUGGUUACUCUUGCAACAACGACGGAGUCGUUUGAUGUGCAUGGCCUACGUGCGCAAAACGACCGUCUCCUAGAUGUGACCGAUAUGAUGAUGGUAUUGAGGUCGUUGUUCAAUGCAACAGCUCAACAGAAUCCCAACAUGGUGGACGUACCGCUUUGCGUUGACAUGGCGCUCAAUUGGGUGCUGAAUGUCUAUGAUAGUCAGCGGACUGGUCAGAUACGAGUGUUGAGUUUUAAAGUUGGGUUGAUUCUCUUGGCGAAAGGCCAUCUUGAAGAUAAAUAUCGUUAUUUGUUUCGGUUGAUUGCGGAUCUUCAACAGAAAGCCGAUCAGAGAAAAUUGGGUCUUUUAUUGCACGAUGUGCUGCAGGUACCAAGGCAACUCGGUGAAGUUGCUGCAUUUGGCGGUUCUAACAUUGAACCAAGUGUGCGGAGUUGUUUGGGUGAACGUGAGGAACUUGAAGCUACGCAUUUUCUCGCCUGGUUAAAGCAAGAACCACAAUCUUUGGUCUGGUUGCCCGUUUUGCAUCGCGUCGCUGCUGCGGAAUCAGCAAAACAUCAAGCAAAGUGUAACUCUUGCAAACAGUAUCCUAUCGUAGGCUUGCGGUACAGAUGCCUCAAGUGUUUCAACUUUGAUAUGUGUCAAGGGUGUUUCUUCUCCGGGCGUCUCACAAAGGGGCACAAAUUAUCGCAUCCGAUGCAUGAAUAUUGCGCAGCUACAACUUCGGUUGAAGACGUGAGAGAUUUUACAAAAGCAUUGCGUAAUAAGUUUAAGAGCAAGCGCCAUUUUGUGAAACACCCAAGAGUGGGUUACCUGCCAGUAAGAUCGGUCUUGGAAGGCGAUGAAUUGGAAAGUCCUGUGGCUUCUCCGCAACACAAUGACAUGCAUUCAAGGCUGGAAAUAUAUGCGAGUCGUUUAGCAGAGGUGGAAUUACGCGCUGCAUCACCCGAAGACGAACAUCGUUUGAUAGCUGAUUUAUGUCACUCAUUAGAGGGCGCACCCGCUAGUCCCGGACAACUUAUGCUCGUGAUUGACGAAGAGCAACGCGCCGAGUUACAGGAUAUGAUUAGAGAGUUAGAGGCGGAGAAUAACGCGCUACGGCAAGAGUAUGACCAAUUGCAGAGAGGAUCAAAUCCGCAACCGAUACAAGCACAACAUGAUGUAGUCGCGGAAGCUAGACUGUUGCGCCAGCACAAAGGGCGUUUGGAAGCAAGAAUGCAGAUCUUGGAGGAUCACAAUCGUCAGUUGGAGGCACAAUUGCAGAGAUUACGUCAGUUGCUUGACGAGCCCGGUGCGACCACCACCACGCUACAAACUCGGUCGGUGACAGCUUCUCAGUUGAAUCAGGACAUUCCGGGCAGGGUUAAUCAGCCGCCGCCGCCUUUAAACGAUCACCGCUAGUAUUAGUACUCGUAGUUGUAAUACCUUAUCAUCCCACUAAGCUUAUGGUAAAGUAUUUACUAACAUAUCUCCCUAUACAUAUACUCAUGAGUGCAUAUCGUAGAAAGACGAAUGAUGAAACAAGCUUACUAGUAUCUUCCAAUGUAUACAAUAUACUAUAAGUGUGUCGGAGAGUCAGAGAUGUGGUAUAUGCUUCACAUUAAAAAUCACAAUAACACAGCCGCCAUUGUGGUCUCCCACAACUCUGACUUUUUUCAUCACAAGAGACUAAUAUCGUUAGAAAAAUGUUACAAUCACGUUAACUGUGAAUGUGUUAAGUUUGAAAUGACUGCAUGCCAUUCUAUUAACUGAUCAUCAUAAUCAUCACACUCGAAUAUUAAUCAUAACUCAUUAUAUUAAAAGGUUCGGUUUUUCACUGGCAUGUGUGUAUUUGUAAAACACGUUUUGUGUCUCUAUCAGUCGGUACAAACAUUAUUUACAGAGAAGCGAUGGUUCAUCGAUGACAAUAUUUAUACAAAACAUUAUCUAAUAACACACACAAACAGAAACACUUUUGUAAAUUGUGAGCGCUUUUGCAGCCAUGUUUAAAGUUAAACGUAAAUUAAGCGUAGGAAGUCAGCUAGACUGGAUCAGUAUUUAAAAACAAAACAAGUAAGGACGUUUUACAAAUGAUGCCAUAAUAUCAAAAUGAGAUGCACGUUAUUAUGUACGUAUAAGAAAGGAUUACUCUUUGUUAUAAGCGCAACUGAUUUAUACACUGCACCCCCCAGUAACUUGUAUGUCGUGCUUUUGAUUAAUUGACUCCUUAGUCGUUUGCCUAUGUUUGUGCCAUAUUAUAAAAUAUUACGAAAAUAAAUAACUUUUCAUGGGGUUAUUCGAAA